Echinops telfairi (small Madagascar hedgehog) is the source of this 894-nucleotide messenger RNA. It is a transcript of the gene PSMD8, whose product is annotated as proteasome 26S subunit, non-ATPase 8. NCBI's taxonomy places the organism in Eukaryota, Metazoa, Chordata, Mammalia, Afrosoricida, Tenrecidae. Gene Ontology annotation, biological process: proteasome-mediated ubiquitin-dependent protein catabolic process. Gene Ontology annotation, cellular component: proteasome regulatory particle, lid subcomplex; nucleus; cytosol. The record is from RefSeq and is a predicted model, not a curated record. The transcript has 7 exons. Bases 1 to 837 code for a protein of 278 amino acids.
AUGGAAACCAAGCUCCCGGCCACCCAGUCCAUUCUGGGACAAGCUGCGUCAGGGACCAGGACAGGCGCCACUGUCCCGAGUGGACAAGCGGAGGCCUACAGAAGGCCGGUCCCGUCAUCCUUCCUUCUUGUCCCUCCCCGACAGCUGGUUUUGCUGGAGCUCAACUUCCUGCCCACCACAGGGACCAAGCUGACCAAACAGCAGCUCAUUCUGGCCCGUGACAUUCUGGAGAUCGGGGCCCAGUGGAGCAUCCUGCGCAAGGACAUCCCCUCCUUUGAGCGCUACAUGGCCCAGCUCAAGUGCUACUACUUUGAUUACAAGGAGCAGCUCCCCGAGUCCGCCUAUAUGCACCAGCUCCUGGGCCUCAACCUCCUCUUCCUGCUGUCCCAGAACCGAGUGGCAGAGUUCCACACGGAGCUGGAACGGCUCCCUGCCAAGGACAUCCAGACCAAUGUCUACAUCAAGCACCCUGUGUCCCUGGAACAGUACCUGAUGGAAGGCAGUUACAACAAGGUCUUCCUGGCCAAGGGCAACAUCCCUGCUGAGAGCUACACCUUCUUUAUUGACAUCCUGCUGGACACAAUCCGGGAUGAGAUCGCCGGCUGCAUAGAGAAGGCUUAUGAGAAGAUCCUCUUCAGCGAGGCCACCCGAGUCCUCUUCUUCAACACGCCCAAGAAGAUGACAGACUACGCCAAGAAGCGAGGGUGGGUCCUGGGCCCCAGCAACUACUACAGCUUUGCCAGCCAGCAGCAGAAGCCCGAGGACACCACCAUCCCGUCCACGGAGCUGGCCGAGCAGGUCAUCGAGUACGCCCGGCAGCUGGAGAUGAUCGUCUGAGUCGAGGGCAGCGGGCAGGCGGGUGGGCUCUGCUCCAAUAAAGGCGGAUUGACAGUC